Molecule: messenger RNA, 5741 nt
Organism: Biomphalaria glabrata
Lineage: Eukaryota; Metazoa; Mollusca; Gastropoda; Planorbidae
Product: fatty-acid amide hydrolase 2-like
Exons: 9
Coding region: 230-1816 (528 amino acids)
Source: RefSeq, a predicted model, not a curated record
GCCAAUGUGGCAGCAUCACUAUUUGCACUACAAACUCCCCCAUCCCCGGCACAAAACUAAACCGAAAAUCAUUACAUGAAUGAUGAACAGACAACAAAGUCAAAGUAGCUUAGCCCCAAGCAGAACAUCAAUGUAUGGAGAAGUAACUAAGUAGACUCUUUGGCCCUGAUAUAUGUAACAUUGCAAGACUCUUCCAGGCCCAAACAAAAAACAAAUCAAAUAAUAAAUCAUGAAUCCUUACCUACGCUCUAUGCUCUACUGGAUCUUCACAUUGAUAACAUUUCCUUUCAUGACGCUGGUGGAUGCCAUUUUUUAUUUAAUCUAUUCUGGUUCAAAGAAGAAAGUCUCUAGAGUUGAAGACCCAAUAUUGUUGACACCAGCCAAUGAAAUUGCACAGAAAAUUCGAAACAGAGAGUGGAAAGCUGAAGAUGUCAUGUCUGCGUUCAUUAUCAGGGCCAAAGAAGUGAAUCCUCUCGUGAAUGCUGUUGUAGGCGAACGCUAUGAUUUAGCUUUACGAGAGGCUCGAAACCUGGACUGCACCUUAGACUCCAUGACACCUGAACAACGAAAUGCAGAGUUCUCUGAAGAAAAGAAGCCAUUUCUUGGAGUUCCUUUGUCAGUGAAAGAAGCAUUUUAUUGGAAAGGUAUGGCCAACACAUCUGGACUAACAGCUCGAAGACAUAUACAAGCUAGUGAGGAUGCUCCAGUUUUGAUCAACUUGCGAAAUGCUGGUGCCAUCCCGUUCAUUCAGACAAAUAUAAGUGAAGUGUGCAUGUGGUUUGAAUCCUCCAACUAUGUUUAUGGUACUACUAACAAUGCCUAUGAUGUAAGACGUAUGGUAGGAGGCAGUUCAGGCGGUGAAGGCUGUAUCAUAUCAACAGGAGCAUCUGUUUUUGGUGUUGGCUCAGAUAUUGGGGGAAGCAUACGCAUGCCCUGCUUUUUUAAUGGCAUAUUUGGACACAAACCUACAGGAGGCAUUGUUGAAAACAGAGGUCAAUAUCCAAUUGCUAGUGAGAAAGCCAAAGAUUUAUUAUCAACAGGUCCCAUGUGUCGCUAUGCCAGUGACCUCAUUCCAAUGUUAAAGGUUAUGGCAGGGCCUGAGAAGGUUGCUAACUUGAAGCUUGAUGUCAAGGUUGAAAUAUCCAAACUGAGGGUUAUAUCUGUACCUGAUGAUAGCGGCUCACUCAUGGUUAGCAAAGUGGAGAAGGAACUUGUGGAAAUACAAAGAAAGGUUAUGGAAUUUUUUAAGAAAGAAAGGGCGGAAGUGCAUGAGAAACGCAUCAGAAAGUUUCGUUACAGUUUAGAAUUCUGGACUGGGAGAAUGAAUCUGGCUGAUGACGGUCCUAAAUUUGCUAAUUUAAUGUCUGGUCGUGAAGCGGGUCAUGUCAACUGUUUUCUGGAGCUCCUGAAAAAGUUUGUAUGUUUGUCUGAGCACACCCUUCCAGCCAUAGCCCUGGGACUUUUUGACGACGUUCUGCCCAAGCUGACUGUUAAAAAUGAUUUGAAAGCUGUUGAAGUGUUAAAGGUUUUAAAACAAGAAUUACUAGCAAUGAUGGGUGAUGAUGGGGUGCUAUUGUAUCCGUCUCACCCAAAAUUGGCCCCUUAUCAUUCCCAUCCAAUCUUCACUCCCUUUAACUUUGCCUACACUGGACUAUUUAAUGCACUUGGUUUUCCAGUGACCCAGUGCCCACUUGGCUUGUCCAAAGAUGGACGUCCACUGGGUGUCCAGGUAGUAACUACUCCAUUCAAUGACCAUCUAAGUUUGGCUGUGGCUCGCACCCUUGAGAAACAUUUUGGUGGCUGGGCUAACUUUUGAUUUUCUGACCAUCAAAAUUUCAAAUAGGGUGAAAAAAAACUAAAAACUGACAUGCAUUGAAGAAAUUGGGCUUAUACAUUGUAAACAUUGCUUCAAUAACAGGUAUUUCUAAACCAUAGUUCAUAAACGUAACAAGAUUUUAUUUAGUAAGAAAGCAAGCAAUUAAGAAUAACAAAAAAUCUAAAACAUUUUUACUUGUUCUGCCAAAUGGGUCUAAUAGAAAUUCAUCUUCAAGUUUUAUAUUAAUUUCAAAGAGAAAUAGGGUACAAAUUUUGUUUAUACACAUGUAGACUGCUUUUUAUCACCUUUGUAUGGACUUCAAGAUAAAUGAAAAAAAAAAGAAAUAAUUAAAGAAAUAAUACAAACAUAAUUGGAUUUAUCUUGAAAGACAGCAUAUUUCCAUAAAUUUUGUCACCACAAAGGAUUUAUUAAAAAUGGUGUUUGUAAUCUUCAAUUAGUCAGGGAAAAUUAUUUGAAUUUCAUUUGCCAAUAGAGAAACAUUUUGAGUGUGUUAAUUUUUUUAAAGUAAUGUUAGCAAAUUAAGCUUUUGAUUCCAUGUAGUUCAUGAAGUUACAUCAUAGAUCAGUUGCAGAAACAUCAGUGGCACUGGGCAUGGAACUGAAUAAAAAAACAGCAUUCUUUUGCUACGUUUAUGUGUGCUUAUGGUAAUGAAUGAAAUUAUUUAUCGUCAUUCUGACACAUAUGUGAUGCUUUGUAUUUGAGAAAGUAUUUGUUGACUUGUUUUUUUUGAUACCAUCUGUACAUUCUAUACACUUUAUCUACUUUAUAUUGCAUUAACCCUUGAUUUUAUUUCGUUAACGAUUUGUGUUUGAAAAGAAAAUUAAAUUUGAUUAUAUUAGGUCUUAUCAAUAGAACUUGACAUUUUAGUAGGUAUACUCCAGUUUUUUUUAGCAAUAAUUUUUUGUUCAUUUAUGGGUUGUCUUUACUUUACUACUGGUUAUAUGAUUUAUAUAUACUCUUGAUUAGAUGUUUUGUGGUUGCAAGAAUAUUUUUUAAACCUUGUCUAUAUUAAUUUUUUUUAUUCAAUAUAUUUUAUACUAAGACAUUUUUUCCUCCAUCUGAGCAAGUGUCUAACCUAGCUUUUCUUUUUGUAAACAUCUAAUUAUACUGUUAGCGUUCAAAUAUAAAUUUCAUUAUACAUUUAUUUUGUUCUCUAUUAUUAUUAAUAUACUUAUAACCAUAUAAUGACCACAUUAUGUUAUAGUAUACUGCCAUCAAUAAACAAUUCUGUUCAGAUUUUAUGUCUUGCACUUAAUUAAAGUAUUGAUUUUGUCUCAGUUUUAUCAUUUUGAAUGUUUGACAUUAUGUUAUUUCUCGAAAUAUUUAUUCAAGUCAUUGUUUCUGAGAAAUCCACUUUGUGUUUAAAUUUCUGAUGUUUUUUUUAGAGCUUGUGUUGUGUUUUUUUUUUACCUUUUCAAAGCCGAUUGAUUUAUUUCUUGAUUUUGUAUCAUACAUUUAUUUAAGCUUUGUAAAAAGUGGCAUUUUCUUUUCUUUAUUUCUAUUUUUUGGGCAAACCAUUCAUGUUUUUUUUUUUUAAAUAUUUAGUUUCAUUUUGUUUUUUUAAGAGUUAAUUUGUUUUUGUGGCUUAAAAUGUUUGUGGUAAGAAUUGAAGACCUAAAUUGGAAAGUACAUCCCCACUGAAUUUAGUGUUUUCUUUUUAUGUAGCCUACACAUUUGUUUGACUGACAUAGUGUUCUUCUUUUCCUGUUUACUUUUGUACAGAGAGGAAUACGAAGCAGGUCUUUCUAAUGGUCAAAGCGAAAAUGUCAAUUUAUUUAUUGAAGACUUAAGUUUUCUUUAUACACAGAUCAACUAAUGAACUGAUUCUCGUGAGUUGAUGCUUUAUUUCUACAACUACGAUAUCCAUCAAUGCUUAGUUUUUGUGUUGUUUUGGAUUUUUAUUGUUAUUUAUUGAUUUUGUUAAUUAGCAAGGCAGCAAUUAAAGAAGAAAAUAAAGACUGUUUGGUUGUUUCUAGUUGAUCUAAGAGUACAAUUAUUGCAAACUUCUCCCUUCAGACCCUAGGGCUCAUGAGCUAUAUAAUGGGAGGCUUAUUUAUUUCAACUAAUACAAAAAAAAAUUCCAAAUCUUUUUGGAUCAUAAAAUUUACUACCUCUGAGUUUGAUUAAUUUGCUGUUAUACCUCUUUGAUUCCCUUGUGAAGGUAACCAUUAAUUGGGUGAGUGUUGAAGAGAAACUCAUUUCUUCAUCUCAUCAUUGGUGUAACUCUUGUAUCAGGGACAAUAAUUGACCAAGUACAGUUAUUUAUCAUACACUAAUACAGGAUGAGGCAAACUUUCUAGUCUAAAAUAUUUUUGACGAUGACAAAAUACAUUUCAGUCAUACUAUUUAAAGAAUCAUUGUUGAAUCAUCUACAUCAAAAGUAUAUUUCAAUCUAUUUCAUAGUAUUAUACUUCAUGCAUAAUUCAGCAAACAAACUAUUUCAUAUUUGUUGCUAAAUAUCAGUUAUUUGUUCUCACAUCUAUGCUUCUUUUUCAUGGUUAUUAGUGGGAGUCUAUCUUAGUCUAGAUUUAACUUUUUUUUCUGGUGCCUGUAAUCUCAUCAAUAACUGAGACUGGAUUAGAUGGAACAAACAAUUUGUUCAUUUCCUAACUGUAUCACCUGUAUGUAUUAUUUCUCUCUAGAAACAUUGACAUGUUUGUGCUCUGGUAAAACCUCUUCUAAGAAAGAAGUUUAGUUUUUAAAAGGAGAGCCAUGAUGCAUUCCAUCUUUCACUGAACUAUAGAUUUAUGACAAGAGACGAACAAACGAGUGUAACCUUGUGUCUUGUUCAGGCUUUUGUUUCAUUGGUUAUUUGAAAUGUGCCUUGCAUAGGAAUCUUUUCAGCUUUUCUGUAACAUGCCUCCACCCAUGUUACAGUUGGUCUACUUUAUCUUGCCCUCUUCCCACAACCUUGUUCCACACAUUUCACACUUGAAUACAUUUGCCAUAUACUUUGUGUUGGUGUCAUUUCAUUACAUUCCCAUUUAUGUCUGGUUCAUUUCCAAGUUUGUUGAUAUUGAAAAUGACUUCCUCCAAACCUGGCAAACCCAUCAGUUAUCUAUAGACUUGUCUGAGAUUCAUUACUCAACUCACUGUAGUAGUCAGUUCAGUCCAGUGUAUUUGUAAUGUUGAUCUUCACUUAGUUUUAUAGUUGAUAAUACAAAGUCAUGUUACUAUUUAUUAUCUAUGUUAUUAUUUUGUUAUAUUGUACACAAGUGCUAGAAAAUAUGAAGUGGCAGGGGCAUAAAUAGAAUCAAACAAAAAAAAAAGGGGCAAUACACAACUAACAAUGUGUAAAGACUGCAAAGUAUUUCUUCAAUGAGACCAGACAUUUAGAUGCUAGUCAAGUGAAGUUGUACUGAAAUUACUUUAAACUGAUUUUGUUGAGUGUACAUGUGUAGUGCAAUGUGCAGAUUUGAAAACGAAUUCAUGUCAAUUAUUUUAUUCAUUUUUCAACUUUGACAAGUUCAAAUCACUCCUGCUAUACUUAAUUUUCAGCAAUACAAUUGAAAUGUGGCUAUCAUAAAAACUACACGCUGACCUGCUUUUAUAUAGAUGUAAAUUGCUCAUUUAUAUGUUCCAGCAACUGUUGUCAAUUGGUUUAUCUAGCCCUGCUUCUUCAACGCCUUUCCCUAAAUUAAUGUAAAAAAUGUUAAGAAAGUUUUAUGAUUAGUGCUGCGCUUACCAUGCUGUUAAAUUAGUUCUGCAAUAAUGUUUCUGUUCAUUCAAAUAAAACUAGAGUAAGAUCUCAGCCUCGGUUAGGAAAGCUAGUGUUACAGUAUUGUGAAAAGUCCCAGAGAUGUUCAUAUUAGAAACAGUAAUUCUGCAUUGUAAACUCUUGUCUCACCGGGCAAUGUUGUUGAGUAAAAUGAAUUAAGACAUGAAAUAAAAAUGUUUUCACAAA